GUUCUUUGUUAUGAAGCAUCACUCUUCCAUUUCAUGAAUUCCAGCCGUCCUGUUCAGUGCGCGGCAUUUUAUCUACAGCGGUCGACUUGACUUUCUGACUUUCUCGGUCGCUCCGUCUACCAGCAAACCGUCACCCGAAGAACUACCGACAACCCCUUGGUAAACAAACAUGAUGCUGUGGAAGAGAGCAUGCAAGAACCCAAAUGACGAGGUCGACAUCUGCGAAAAAUAUGUCACAACCUUCCAGACGACUGGGAUCCCUCUGAUCAUAGGCUUGAGUCUCUUUGCGAUCCUGUUGGCUAUCAUGUUUGUUAUUGUGAGGAAGAACCGGAGGAAAAGAAAGGCAGAGGAAGCAGAGAAGCACCAGAACAUCGAGGAUGAUGUCGAGCUGGAGUUUACCGUUUCUACACACAAACAGCAAAGAUACAAUGGACAAGGACAGCAGCAGCAGCAGCAGCAGCGCGCACCUGAUGUGGAAAAUGCAUUCGAAGCCAAUGGGCCACCGCCAAAAUACUAGUGCAAGGUUGAUCCGGGUAUCUCUGAUAACAUGCUGUACAAUGUGGCAUGAGUCGAUCAUCCCGACUUGGAUUUCUCAAUCUCAUGAAUGAUAUCCUUCUCGAUACUCUCCGGCUUGGUCAUACUACCCCAUCGCUGGACGACCUUCCCAUCACGACCGAUCAAGAACUUCUCAAAAUUCCACUUAAUCCUCUUCAAGCCCAGCAGGCCUGGCUUUUCCGACUUCAUCCAUUCGAACACUGGCUCCGCAUGAUCGCCAUUGACAUUGGUCUUGCCCAAAACGGGGAAUGAGACACCAUAGUUCAACUGACAGAACUCUUGGAUUUGCUCGUUCGAGCCGGGAUCUUGACCACCAAACUGAUUGCAUGGGAAUCCAAUGAUCACGAAUUGAUCAGGGUAUUUUUCAGAAAUUUUCUUCCACAGCGACUCGAGCCCGGCGAACUGAGGAGUGAAGCCACAUUUCGAGGCUGUGUUGACGGCUAAGAUGACUUUUCCUUUGUGCUGAGCAAGAGGAUAGUCUUGGUCGCGUUUGUCUUUGGGGGUGAAGUCGUAGAAAGUGGUAGCCGACGCCAUGUCGGAUCUUGUUGGAGGCGCAGGGAUGCUUGAGAGGAGACGAGAUCUGUAGACAGCGGCACUGGUGUUGUUCUGUAAUCUUCCGGAACUCGAAACUGGGAUGAAGGACAAGGAAAAUGGUGAAAUGAGUCUGGUGCAGAGCGACGAUUUAAAGUGACGAGGGAUUUGGAAUGCAAACCGAGUGCCUUGCAUAAAGAUCGCAGGUGACGAGGACUGCGGUGAACGGUGAACGGGCUGAGCGGUGAAUGGGUCAAUGGGUCAAUGGUACGAUUGGCAGGAUACAAGUAGGAGCGAGAUCCUAUCAUCCUACGAGUGGACAUCCGAGGUUCAUUCCUGGUCCUGCUGGUCCAAGCUUGUGGACGACAUCGAUCGCCACCGAAACUGCUACAAUUCGUGCGGCAAGCGCCGAGA
This is a messenger RNA of Exophiala xenobiotica, 1500 nucleotides long. RefSeq lists its product as uncharacterized. Lineage: Eukaryota; Fungi; Ascomycota; Eurotiomycetes; Chaetothyriales; Herpotrichiellaceae. The coding region runs from base 170 to 517 and encodes 115 amino acids. The transcript is spliced from 2 exons. The record is from RefSeq and is a predicted model, not a curated record.